GCUUCGACACCUUUGUUCGCUUUGCUUUCGCCCACCACCAUGUCCCCCCUCACCCCCCUCGCGCGCGCACUCACGACCUCGGCGUCCUCAAGCGGCAAGCACAAGGUGCUUGUCAUCGGGGGCGGGACGGGCGGCCUGGCCGCCGCGAACCAAGUGUACAACCUGUUCAAGGCGCGCAACCAGACGCUUGCGGACGGCGACGUCGCGAUCGUCGACGCGAACCCCCACCACGACUACCAGCCGGGAUGGACGCUGGUCGGCGGCGGGCUGGGAAACAAAGACGCGUUCCGGCGCCCACUGGACUCGCUCAUCCCGCGACACUUUGCGCACAUCAAGCGCAAUGCGGCCGCCUUUGAGCCGGGCACGAACACGGUCGUGCUCGACGACGGCGCCAAGGUCGCGUACGACUUCCUCGUCGUUGCCCCCGGCAUCCAGAUCAACUGGGGGAACGUCAAGGGCCUGCCCGAGGCGCUGGCGGACCCCGGCUCCAACGUAGCGUCUAUCUACUCGUUCGAGACGGUGGACAAGACGUGGCGCCUCAUCAAGGACUUUAGCGGCCCCGAAGCCGUGUUCACCCAGCCCUUUGGGCCCGUCAAGUGCGCUGGUGCGCCGCAGAAGAUCGCAUACCUCGCCGACUGGUAUUGGAAGGACCAAGGCCGCAGCGUCCACUCGACGUUCGUGACGGGCAUGCCCACGAUGUUCUCGCAGCCGAUGUAUGCGCGCAAGCUCAACGCCAUCCGCGAGGAGAAGGGUAUCGCGGGCCACUUCAACACCAACCUCUCCGAAGUCCGCGUGGCCGACAAGACGGCCGUCUUCGACGUCCUCGACGGCCCGGAGAAAGGCGCCAAGCUCGAGCUCCCCUUCGGCCUCCUCCACGUCGUGCCGCCCAUGGGCCCGCCAGACGUCAUCAAGAAGAGCCCGCUCGCCGACAGCGUCGGCUGGACAGACGUCGACGACGGCUCGCUCCAGCACCGCAAGUUCCCCAACGUUUUCGGCCUCGGCGACGCCUCGUCCCUCCCCACGUCGAAGACCGCCGCCGCUAUCACCGGCCAGGCGCCUGUUCUCGCCCACAACCUUGUCGCACUCAUGGAGCGCGGCGAGGUCGGCAGCGCACGCUACGACGGAUACACGUCGUGCCCCCUCUUCACUGGCCGCGGCUCGCUCCUGCUCGCCGAGUUCAAGUACAACACCGAGCUCGCCGAGACUUUCUCGGCCUUGACCAACCAGAGCGUCCCCAACCGCUUCUUCUACCACCUCACAAAGGACGUCUUCCCCCGUGUCUACUUCUCCGACCUCGUCAAGGGCACCUGGUUCGGCCGCCGCGCCUUCUUCCCGCCUCAGUAUGAGCUUUAACUCGCCUGUACAAUGGCGACGACGACGCGACGACGACGCGACGAUGACGUCGAUGACGGACAACGAUGAUGGCGACGAACUUUUGUGUGUCUUUAGAACUGCAUGUAUAGAUGGGCCCGAUUUGAUGGAUGCUUGGG
Messenger RNA from Cutaneotrichosporon oleaginosum, 1490 nucleotides. RefSeq lists its product as uncharacterized. Gene Ontology annotation, cellular component: mitochondrion. NCBI's taxonomy places the organism in Eukaryota, Fungi, Basidiomycota, Tremellomycetes, Trichosporonales, Trichosporonaceae. Gene Ontology annotation, molecular function: sulfide:quinone oxidoreductase activity; FAD binding. The record is from RefSeq and is a predicted model, not a curated record.